Molecule: messenger RNA, 8494 nt
Organism: Columba livia (rock pigeon)
Lineage: Eukaryota; Metazoa; Chordata; Aves; Columbiformes; Columbidae
Gene: ABCA5
Product: ATP binding cassette subfamily A member 5
Exons: 40
Coding region: 458-5404 (1648 amino acids)
Biological process (GO): lipid transport; transmembrane transport
Cellular component (GO): late endosome; membrane
Molecular function (GO): ATP hydrolysis activity; ATP binding; ABC-type transporter activity
Source: RefSeq, a predicted model, not a curated record
ACGAGCAGCCGCAGAGUUUCUCCCCAGCACGCACGCAGCAUCCCUGCUGCAGGGCUCCGGAUGCUCAGCGACGCCUCUGGGUUUCAUUUUCAGCUCAGCGUUUCCCAGCGACUCGCAGGAGGCAUUUGGAAAAACGGGCACGUCGGAUUGCGCUCAGGAUAAUUAAGAUCUGGGUGGUUUUGAUCGCAUCCCACUUGUCAGCAAAAGGCCGGUCAUGGACUGAGGCGAAAGGCCUGUCCAGUGGGUGAGGAGAACACUCGCUGGAGGGGGAAUGACCUGCUGGGAGCAUCACGCAGCAUCAAGCCACCGAGCUUCACAGAUGAGGAAACAGAGGGAGAUGCAGAUUGACCAGUGACUCCAAACCUCGGGCAGCAAGGUGGUGGCAAAACUGGGGAUAGAAACGUGGUGGUUCCCCAGCCACGUCCCGCACCAGUCUUAAACAAGCUGGUCUUGAAUAAUGGCGCCGGACACUCCAAGGGAAGCAGGAGUGUGGAGACAGACCAGAGCUCUUUUGUUCAAGAACUGUCUUAUUAAGUGUAGGACUAAAAAAAGCAGCGUCCAGGAGGUCCUUUUCCCACUCUUCUUCUUGUUCUGGCUCAUUCUGAUGAGCAUGAUGCACCCGCACAGGAAAUACGGCGAGGUGGCCAACACCAACCUGGGCACCCUGGACACCUCCAUGCUGGUCAACUUUGUCAUCGGGUACACGCCGCCCACCCCCAUGGCACGAGAAAUCAUGAAGAAAGUGGCUUUCGAUAGCUUCGAAGAGGACAUCAUCACGGAGGAGUAUUUGAGCGAGGAGGAGCUGCAAGAGGCCAGCGCUUCCAAACCCCCCAACUUUGUGGGCGUCGUAUUCACCGGCCCCACGUCCUACCAGCUGCGCUUCCCCGACUCCGUCGCCAUGGCUUCCAUUUACACCGAGUCCAGAGCCAGCUGCUACAACCUGCGGAAAGGCUGUGAAUCGGUGACGUACUGGAGCUCGGGAUUUAUGGCUCUGCAAGCCUGCAUCGAUGCUGCCAUCAUACAGCUGAAGACUAAUCAGUCGGUUUGGGAACAACUGGAACUGACCAGAGCGAUGGUCAUGGGAGAGGCCGCGGUGGUGGAAAUCGACAAUUUUCCUCGGGCCAUCAUCUUAAUUUACCUGGUGAUCGCUUUCUCACCGUUCGGGUAUUAUCUGGCGAUUCAUAUUGUGGCAGAAAAGGAGAGGAAGCUGAAAGAGUUCUUAAAAAUACUGGGACUUCAUGACACUGCCUUUUGGCUUUCUUGGGUGCUGCUCUACAUGAGCCUGAUUUUCGUCAUGUCCAUUCUGAUGGCGGUGAUCGCGACGGCCUCCUCCCUCUUUCCCCAGAGCAGUGCCUUUGUGAUAUUUCUCCUCUUUUUUCUGUAUGGCAUCUCUUCAGUUUUCUUUGCACUUAUGCUGACGCCUCUAUUUAAGAAGUCGAAGCACGUGGGUAUAGUGGAGUUCUUGGCGACGCUGGCAUUUGGUUUUGUGGGCCUAAAUAUUGUCCUGCUGGAGGAUUUCCCCAAAUCCUUCGUGUGGAUUCUCAGCCCCUUGUGUCAGUGCAGCUUCUUGGUCGGUAUCGCGCAGGUGAUGCAUCUAGAAGAUUACGAAGAUGGUGCAACGUUGUCAAAUCUAAAUCACGGGCCUUACCCACUCUUUAUCUCUCUUAUUUUAUUGGUGCUGGAUAGCAUAUUUUAUCUGCUUGUAGCCGUCUACCUGGAUCAGGUUAUCCCAGGGGAGUUUGGACUCCGCCGCACGCCGUUUUUCUUCAUGAAGCCCUCGUUUUGGUCCAAGCGCAGAAAAAAUUACAAGGAGUUGUACGAGAGCAGCAUCAACGGCAGCUUGAGCUUCAGCGAGAUAGUUGAACCCAUGCCUUCCGAAUUUCAGGGGAAAGAAGCCAUCAGAAUCAGCUGUGUUCAGAAAACAUUCAGGAAAAAGGGGGAAACUGUGGAGGCUCUGAGAAAUUUAUCCUUCGACAUCUACGAGGGUCAGAUCACGGCUCUGCUGGGGCACAGCGGCACCGGGAAGACGACGCUGAUGAACAUCCUGUGCGGGCUGUGUCCGCCCACGGACGGGUUUGUUUCUGUCUAUGGGCACAAAGUCUCCGAGAUCGAUGAAAUGCUUGAAGUGAGACAAAUAGCAGGGGUGUGCCCCCAGUCUGACAUCCACUUUGAUAUAUUAACUGUGGAGGAGAAUCUCUCCAUAUUUGCUGCAAUUAAAGGAAUCCCCCAGAAUGAUUUGAUACAGGAGGUGCAGAAAGUGUUGCUGGAUUUGGAUAUGCAGCCCAUCAGAGACAAUCAAGCUAAAAAAUUAAGCGGGGGGCAGAAGAGGCGGCUGUCGGUGGGAGUUGCUGUUCUCGGGAACCCAAAGGUUUUACUGCUGGACGAGCCGACUGCGGGCAUGGACCCGUGUUCACGGCACAUCGUCUGGAACCUCCUGAAAAACAGGAAAGCGAAUCGCGUGACGGUUUUCAGCACCCACUUCAUGGAUGAGGCCGACAUCCUCGCCGAUCGUAAAGCUGUGAUUUCUCAAGGGAUGUUAAAAUGCCUUGGAUCCUCUCUCUUUCUUAAAAGCAAAUGGGGAAUCGGCUACCGCUUGAGCAUGCACAUUGAUGCCUAUUGCAACACGGAAGCCACGACGUCGCUGAUCCGCCAGCACAUCCCUGCAGCCAGCCUGAUCCAGGAGAACACCGAGCAGCUGGUCUACACGCUGCCGCUCAAGGACAUGGACAAGUUUGCAGGCUUGUUUACUGACCUGGACACUCAUUCCCAUUUGGGCGUUAUCACCUACGGCGUUUCCAUGACGACGCUGGAGGAUGUCUACCUGAAACUGGAAGUUGAGGCAGAGAUUGAUCAAGCAGAUUACAGCGUGUUCAGCUCCCAGCAGGCGCAGGAUGAAGUGGACACCAGAUCCUUUGAGGACAUGGAGCAGAGUCUCCUGAUGCUCUCGGAGGCGAAGGCGCCGGCCAUGAGCAGCUCAGCCCUCUGGAAGAAACAGGUUUCCACCAUCGCCAAGGUUCAUUUCCUCAGUCUCAAGCGGGAAAAUAAAUGCGUGAGAGUUAUGUUGUUGCUUUUUCUGAUUUUUCUCGUAGUUCAGAUUUUAUUGUUUUUCAUACACCACAUCAUCAAAAAUUCUGUAGCCGCUAUCAAACUUUCCCCAGAUUUGUACUUGCUGAAGCCUGGAGAGAACUAUCACAAGUACAGGAGUCGCCUCCUGCUGCAGAACUCCACAGAAUCGGAUAUCGAUGACAUUGUCCACUCUCUUGGGAGCAUGAACAUCCUCUUGGAGAUGUUCAACGACAGCGAUUACGUCUCGGCUGCUCCUCACAGCGCAGGUUUAAAUGUGUUCGACCUUGAAUCGAGACAGAACUACGUUUUCAUGCUCGUAUUCAACAGCACCAUGGUCCAUUCCCUGCCGGUUUUGAUGAAUAUUGUCAGCAAUCUGCUGCUGCACAGUUUAAACGUGACGGAGAGCAUCCAGAUUUGGAGCAACCCCUUUGUCCAGAAUCUUCCAGACACAAUCUUCAGACUAGAGAUCUACUUUGAAGCCGUGUUACUGGGAAUCAUUAUUACUGGAAUGCCGCCUUACUUUGCCAUGGACAACGCAGAAAACCAUAAGAUCAAAGCGUACACGCAGCUGAAGAUAGCAGGGCUGUAUCCCUCGGCGUACUGGACCGGCCAGGCCGUGGUGGACCUCCCUCUCUUCUUGUCCAUCCUCGUCCUGAUGCUGGGCAGCCUCUUCGCCUUCCACUACGGCGUUUAUUUCUACGUGGGCAAGUUCCUCGCUGUGAUCUUUUGCCUGAUCGGUUACGUGCCGUCAGUCGUGCUCUUCACUUACGUGGUCUCCUUCACGUUUAAAAAAGUCCAGAACACGAAAGAAUUUUGGUCAUUUAUAUUUUCGGUGACAGCCUUGCUCUGUACGGUUGUCACCGAAGUGGCCUUUUUUCUGGACUAUUACCUGGUAACCACCGUCCUGCAUUAUGUCUUCUCGAUCUUCAUCCCUAUUUAUCCCCUUAUUGGCUGUCUGAUUUGUUUUAUAAAGAUCUCAUGGAAAGGCAAGCGAAAGAACGGAGGAUACUACGACCCGUGGGACCGGCUCCUGGUAGCAGUUCUAGCUCCCUAUUUGCAGUGUCUCGUCUGGCUCUUCCUGCUGCGAUGUUUCGAGCUGAAGAAUGGAGGGAGGACAGUGAGAGAGGAUCCGUUUUUCAGAAAAUGUUCUACAAAACCCAAAAGCUGGAAGUUCCCUGACGCCCCGCAUGAUGAGAAUGAAGAUGAAGAUGUGAAGGCGGAGAGGCUGCGAGUCCAAGAGAUACUGAGCGGCCCCAAAAACGAGGAGAUGCCAGCAAUCCUGGUCAGCAGCUUGCACAAGGAGUUUGAUGAAAGGAAGGAAUUUCUUCUGGGGAGAAAAAUAAAGAAAGUGGUGACAAAACAUGUUUCUCUCUGCGUAAAAAAAGGAGAAAUUCUGGGGUUGUUGGGACCCAACGGAGCGGGGAAAAGCACGUUAAUUAAUAUGCUUGUUGGAGAGAUUGAGCCAACCAGUGGGCAGGUUCUGAUGGGAGAUUGUUCAUUUGGCUUGAACAGUGAAGACGACUCGGUGAAAUUUGUAGGGUAUUGUCCUCAAACGAACCCGCUUUGGCCAGAUAUUACAUUGCAAGAACACUUUGAAAUUUAUGGCGCUAUCAAAGGAAUGAGCGAGUCUGAUGUUAAGGAAGUCAUAAAACGCAUCGCGGGUGCCCUGGAUUUAAAAGACCACCUGCAGAAGACCACGAAGAAGCUGGGCGUGGGCCUGAAACGCAAGCUCUGCUUUGCCCUGAGCAUGCUGGGCAACCCGCGGGUCACGCUCUUGGACGAACCGUCAACCGGGAUGGAUCCCAAAGCCAAGCAGCACAUGUGGCGGGCAAUUCGAGCAGCGUUUAAGAACAAGGAGAGAGCGGCUAUCCUGACCACGCACUACAUGGAGGAGGCAGAUGCUGUUUGUGACCGUGUGGCCAUCCUGGUGGCCGGGCAGCUCAGAUGUAUAGGUACUGUCCAACACCUGAAGAGCAAGUUUGGCAGAGGGUACUUCUUGGAAAUGAAGUUAAAAGAAGCAGCAGAUGUACAGCAAGUGGAGUAUCUGCAGAGCCAGAUUUUGCACAUCUUCCCCAACGCAAAUCGUCAGGAAAGUUUUGCUUCUAUUUUGGCAUACAAAAUUCCUAAAGAAGAUGUACAGUCGCUUUCACAUUCUUUUUCCAAGCUGGAAGAAGUAAAACAUGCCUUUAACAUCGAGGAGUACAGCUUUUCUCAGGCAACAUUGGAACAGGUGUUCGUGGAGCUGGCCAAGGAGCAGGAGGAGGAGGACAGCAGCUUCGGCACGCUCAACAGCACGCUGUGGUGGGACAGGACGCAGGAGGACAGGGUCAUUUUCUGAGCUCCUGACGGCCCACAUCUCCUCGGCACGUCAUGUUUCGUGCCCGUGAUGAUCCUUUGUACACACAUCACGGUGCGCGUGGAAAACAUCGGGGCUGGGACAGACAAGGGAAAUUGUAUUUGAAGCACUGAGCGUGUUCCACCAGCCUGGCCUUAGGAAUAACGCCAUGGUGGCAGCGAGCAUCCCCACCGUUAUUCCGGCUGUUCAGAAAUUCCUCCUCCCCUCGCUGUGUCCUGCUUUGCCUUGGGCAAGAAGACACUGCCAUGGCAGCCGGUCAUCUCCUGGGGUUGGGAGCUUCUGCAGGAGCACCCACCUUCCUCCCUCAGCCGUCCCUGCCUGCGGUUGGGCUCUUCUUGCUGGAAAUUGGAGCAAAACCAGUUGCCACUGGAGCAUCCCACCCCAUGGGGCUGGUUUGCAGGGUCUUGCCGUGCCUCCCGCCCUCGGUGGGCGUUGCUGCCAGCCCGACCAGGUGUCCUGCAGACACGUGUCCCCGCAAGGUCCUGCUCCCCCACCGGCCAGUCUGUCCCUGCUUAUGCUUCAGAUCCACCUGCUUAGAAGAGACGGGGAAGAAAACGCUCCACAGUCAUUAUAUACUCACUGCAAAGAGGGUCUGAAUUACACCACGAGCUUAGCUUGGUAUCCAACCAACGUGAGAACAUUCAUUUACAGAUAAAACACGACACUCAUCAGCACUUAACAUUCCCUCUUACCGCAAGCUGGCAGAUGUGGCCAACUCCUGCUGCCGUGCUGGGUGGCAUCGCUGUUCCGCGCAUGCACUGUAGGGUUCACGGGGGUGUGCACAAGUGGGUGCUUUUGUUUUCCUCUGCUUGGUAAAAGGUACAAAGACAUAACUGUGUAGUUAAGGGAUUUGCAGAGAUGUGAGUAUUUCUCGUCUUCAUUAAAAACAGUCUAAUCCUUCUGUUGGGUGUAACGACGUGUAUCCUGCCAGCUGGUUUUAGAGGCAGCUCUUUUUAGAUGUUUUCAUUUUUCUCAACAGUGGAUUCAUAAGUACAUGCAACAGUAUUUCCCAAUCCGUCUUUGUUGUGAUAGCAGUAAGUAACGCAGUAGUGUGCUCAGCACAGGAACUUUGGCUUUGUCCUGGCAAUUUUUAUUUACCUCUGUAAACCCAAAAUAGAUCCAAAAUUGCAACCUCACUGUUAGGAAUGGUGCCUUUGGUUUGCAUGGAAGCACUAGGAAGAGCAGAAUAUGGGAUCCUUUAUCCUCAGAUAUGACAGAUGUAUGCUGAAAAUAUCGUAUUUUUGUUUCUUUUUUCUGCACAAAGCUAUCAUCACCUUUUUAGUUUUAUAAGGUGAAAUAAAUGAUUGCUAACAGUUCAUUGUGUUCUGCAAUGAACAAAUAUAGAGGUGCAUUUAUAUAGGAACAUUGGCUUCGUAAGUCAUAUCAGUUAUAUAACUUCACAUUAAAGUUAGACAAGACCUUUGUUUUUCUUGGGAAAACUCAAAAAAAAUGUGAGUUAGGGUGGCGUUCUGUGUUCUGAUUCUGUAGUUAUCAGGCAAUAAUGGUUGCAAUAUGUCUGAUAAUGGUUUAUCAUCACAUUGAGCCCAAAUCCAUUUUCGUUAGUUUCUUACUCUACGAUGGGGAGAUUCGAACUCAACUUGGGCUUCUUUUUUUUUGCAUAGAAAUGUACAGAUUUUGUUUUGUAGUUAAAAUUUGAGCCUGAGAACUGCAGAAACACCUGGACGUCCCAUUUGCUGCCUGAGGGAAGGUCCCAUCCCCUGGGGACCAUCUGAGCCCUGAGCCACGGAACUCGCCUGUGCCCUGAUCCCUUGGGCUGGAAACCAAACACAGGUAAAAAACAGGAUUAAAGCACCAGCUUCUAAGUUGCAGCUUGAGUAACAACCUUUCUAGGGUUGACGCAUCCCUGUAAGGCAAGGAAAAUGACCCAAAGCCAGCUUUUUUGUUUAUGCAGACUUGUACUUAGCUCCUGGGAAGCCCCAGCCCUGCGCCGCCGGUGGCUCUGAGUAUUUCCCUUUGCUUGAAGCAAAGGUGGGACUCAGAAUUUUCUCACGUGUGUACAUAUAAGCUAAGUUUAUCUUCUCCUGAGAAGGCUCCGUAGCUCAGGGGGUAGAGCCCUGGUCGAGUAGACCAGGGGUCCUAAGUUAGUAGUCUGUAAAAUAGUUCUGUACUGUCUGGUUGGCAUCGCCCUAUUUCAAUCAGUUUCUUGUUUUCUGACAUUUCAAAUGGAUCAUAUGAAAACUUUCCUUUGCAUCUAGAUUUGGCACUGUUCUUGUUCACCCUGGAGUAACCCAGUUGAUGGUUGCACAGUAUUUACACAGCUACACAUACAAAGAAUUUUGCUCGUCAAGGUAACUGCAAAUUUGGGUGGGAUCUUCUUGGCCUGGUGACAUCACUUGUCAACGUGGUGUGAGAUGCCACCCCAAAGCAUCACUUUCCAAGUGUCAUACCGUGUCUAUCAUUGCCAGAAUAGAGAAAAACACGUGCAGAAUUCAAACAGAGAGUUCUUGGAAACUCAAGACCUUUAUUCCUUCAAUAUUAAGUCCCUUUGUUCAGCUGUUCUAUUGGUGACAUGCCAAAUCCCAGCCAUACAAUACACUCACUUUGUGCUCCAGUAGGUAAAACGGAGCUGAAGCAGAUGGAUUUGGGCUGACUUGGGGCAAAUCAGUUCAUUUGUGCCACCGUUCCAGGUAUAACGGCUUGCCGGUACCUUGCAGAGCUGUUGUAAGAAAUAGUUAACUAGUCUAUCCAAAUCUCAGAAGACGCAUUUACUUUUUGGUGUUAUAAGGUUGUAUUUUUCUAUGGAGGAAUUUAAUGUCUGAUUUUGUUUGCACUACAAAGAAAAUACCUUAUUUAAAUAUAUCUGUAUAGCGAGCACCAUCUGCUCCAUUGCCAGCACCCAGUACUCUGGUAGCAGAAAGCAGAAGGGAUCGUGUCUAAAGGCGACACAUUUGUAAUGCGCCUCCUGAUGUUGCCAUCAGGCACUUUGAAUCAUUUGCCGUUUGUUUUAUACACCUGUCUUUCUUUUACCACGUUGCUGUAUAUCUAAAGUUGAGGUUUUCUUCCUUUUCCAGCAGAAGGUACUACCAAAAUAAAGAUGGAUUGGAUUGUUAA